ACGACCUACUGCAGAGAUGGAUACAUAUUAUCUUGGCGUGUCUAUCAUUCGUCAUUUGUUCUUCCGGAGUGACUACUGCCGGUUGUUCGGACGGGUUAGGACUGAACUAUACUUUACCAAUGUUCCACGAAUGUCAACUUAAGCUUCAUUCAGAUGGCAGUUUGGCACAGACCAUUCCCAAGAUCAUAGGCCUACCUGAUGCUUCGUUGGGCAGUGCUUCUUGUCAUAGGGAUAGUAGACUGAACAUCCCUCCAGGAUAUAGGGUGUGCAGAUUUCCAGAUUGUGAGAGGAAUCGCUGUGGAAACGGCUGGUGUGAAGAGACUAUAGACACCUAUGUAUGUCAUUGUUCAGAUGGUUAUCAAGGGAAAUAUUGCAACGAAGAAUCCACAAUAACAGUGACGACUGUAACAGAUUCUACGACCAAACAGCCAACAACUACUCAAUCAACAACGGCAACUAUGACUACGACAGAACCGGGGAUAGCACAGCCAACUACAACUCAAUCACUUACAACGACGAUGACUACGACAGAAUCCACAACAACUACUACUCAAUCACUUACGACGAUGACUACUACAGAAUCCACAACCACUCAGCCAACACCUACUACUCAGCCAACCACACCAAUGACAACUCCGACAGAAUCCACGACCACACAGCCAACAACUACUCCGAUGGCAACUACGACGGAAUCCGCGACUACUCAACCAACGACAACCACUGAACCAACUACGACGAUGACUACGACAGAAUCCACGACCACACAGCCAACAACUACAACUCCAGUGGCGACAACCACGACCCCACAGCCAACAACAACUACUGAUGCCACCACCACGCAGCCAACAACUACAACUCCGAUAACUGCAAAGAUCUUUGUUACGGAUCUGGACGACGACCAGAUACAUGUUGCCGAUCUGGAUGGCAGCUUAGCAUUUAGUUCUAUCCCUUCUUCCUCUAAACCUCGUUAUAUCACUUAUGACUCUGUGGAUCAGAAGAUCUACUGGACAGAUCUUGAUGAUAAUCAAGUUUAUCGGGCCAACGAGGAUGGUGGAAAUAAGGAGACGGUCACCUCUCAAAGCUCCGACGAACUAAGAGGAGUUGCUGUCGCCACGACUUCUCGCACUUUCUACAUUGCCAAUAAGAGCCCACGGAAAAUAACAUCUGUUUCUAUUGCAUCAGGAACCGCAUUACCUGGGACUGUGGUGGACUUUGCAACAGGGCUAUCUGACGAGCCUUAUGCAGUGGCAGUGGAUGAGACCAAUGGAUUCAUAUAUUGGACAUUGAAAGACGGCAAGAUCCAACGCAAACCAAUACCUGGGCCUGCUGGUAUCAUAGAAUCGGUGUAUUACGACUCAUGUUUAACUGAAAUCACUGGACUCAGCAUUGAUAGUAGCCGAGAUCCGCCGCGCAUAUUUUUCAGCGAUUUCGGUGACGAGAGUUCCUUUUACAUGGAUGUCAGCGAGCCUCUAAACACAAAUACCGCUGAAGAUCUGACCACUCACAUGAGCGAUAAUGACGUCAGUGGUACAAAAGAACGAAAGAAGUUGAGCGAUAUUAUCUACUUCAAUGGCGUCCUGUAUUGGGCGAAGGAAGACAGUCCUUCCGGGAUCGCCACCAUGAUGAACUACGAUCAAAGCAGCCCAUCAUUCAACUUAGAAACUAUAAAUAAUAUUGGGAAGCCCUUUCAGUUUGUCAUCACCAAUACAGAUGAAUAACAACGGAUAUGAUAAUGUUGGUUGCUUUUAAACUUUUUAACAGAAAAUAAUCAUUACAUUUACCUUUACAGUUUGGCCACAGGGCAGGUACAGAAAGGUGUUGUAUGAUAUUCUGAAGUUAGAACAGGUUGCUCCAUUUUGACAGGGAUCAGAUUCACACAGGUUUCCGUAGAGAGCAAAAUAUCUACAUUUAAAAAACAAACUUUCGAGCAAUGUAUCUUAUUUCUCAUAUGAAAAAUGCCAAGAACACUGAAUUUUACGCAAUUAGGCUUACUGUUAACAAGCUGUGCAACUUGAUCAGGAAUUGUAAUAUCCUUUCCAAGUUAUGCUUAUAUUUAUCACAUUUAACUCAUUACAUGAAACCAUCAAUUUCACUAACCAAUGUACAGGAAUCUGGUUUGACUCUCCAAUAAUUCCAUAAAUUUCCGGACAUAGUUCAAUGUGCCCGACGUGCAUGCGUGGGACUACUAUCUGAUAGUAGCUCCACCAUGUCCAUUGUGCUUUCAGUGGUAUGAAUAAUAUAUUUUUUUGAAUCAUAUAUUUAAUAUUCCUAUUUGCUGCACUUUUCAACAACUCAGAGCUGAAUUUCUAUUUUGAUGUAUUAUUAUAUUGAUAGAAAAUGUACAUGAAUUUUAUUGAUACUUAUGUAAAUAAUAUCAGAAGAGGGAAUUAGGUUUAAUCGUCAAAGAGCUUUACAAUAGAAAAGAAAAUAUGAUCGUUAAGAGUUGCUUAAAAUACAUGUUGGUAUAUUACUUUGAAUCACACUUAGAUGUGAAUUAAUCUUACCACGUUAAGCAUCUCCAUGGUCAUAAUGGCUUUGGCUGCGAGACAGUUUACGUAAAAUUCAUCCAUCGAUGAAAGAGCCAUUUAUGCGAGAAGACUGUUUACCUGACACCAUUAUUCAAUUCAAUUCAUUUAUUUAUUUAACCAUCAAAAGGAUAAAAGCAGUACAAUUUAGUAUUAACAAAGUACCAGGAAAAAAAACAAGUUGAUGGUUUGGAGACCCCGGAGAAGCGAUGCUUAUAAAAGGGGUCACCACGAUACAUUAAUACAUUACAAAUAACAAGUGUGAAGUAAAGUAUAAUUCAGAUUAUUUAAAACAAUGACAGAAAAAUGCAAUAUAAUGUGGUUUGAUCAAAUGAUAUCUAGACAAUUGUUUUGUUGUUUAUGUUGUUAACAUUAUAAUCAUUUGAUCUUAAUCAUUCUUACACAAUACACUGUAUUCAGGUUCGGACUGCUAAAUCACGCGGCCUGUUGUUCUCGAAUCUUGUUAAAAGAUGGAAAUAAUGCAUCCUAGAUUAUUGUCAGAAUGCAGUGAAUGUUCCUUAAAUAUAAGCUGUUUCCUUUGCUUACAUUAGAAUCUAAUAUGUGCCUUAUGGGGUAUCGACAUCAUUUUCUCUAUUACAAGUAGAUUUAGAGAUAGACCUACCAUGUCCAUAAUUCCAAGGUAUGUGCCAUAACCUACACAUGUUGUGCUGUAAGAGCUGCUCCUUAUAUCACUAGGCAAAACUGUUGUCAGUUUUGCUACUUUACAUUCACAUCUCAUUGCGCGUGUGUCGGAUUUCUAUUUUUCGUGUUAAGCGCUAUCAUGGCUAUGGAAAUCUUGUUAUUGCUUCAAAGUCUAUUACAUUUGACACUCUACAGAUCUUCCGUACCGACAUAUUUACAUAAUAUUUUAUCUAUAGGGUUCGAAAAUUUUUACACAAACUUUAACCUGGAUACAGCUCGAAAUAUUUUUUUCUGAUUUUUUUUUUAAGUGGCAUAAUGAGGCAAAACUCAGUGGCCCAUAUUCUAAGCUAACACUUCUAUCAUUUGAAUUGUCAUCAUCAUCAUCCACUGUUUGCUAAAAAUUAUGGGGAGCCAAAAUUCAAAAAAUUUGUUUAUAUUUCUUGUGUUUACUAUUUUCUUUCCUUUUGCUUUCAUAAUCGAAGAAAAAUACUUCAGUUAUCAUUCCCAGACAAUUAUGAACAAUUUGGGUGUCAUAUGAGUUGAUAAAUGGAAUGUGUACUGUAAGGGAUUUAUGCCCCAAUUGGCUCUCCAUAGUUAAACCACAAAAAAAAACCGGUUAAGUUUUGAUAACGGUGCACUGAUAUUGAGUGCAAAUGAGUCAACAAAUGAUUAUUGUCUAUAUCAAUAGUCGAUAAUCCAAUGACUUUGGGUUAUAAAAAGUCAAAGGCCUAUAUGCCGGUCAGAUAUCAAAGAGGGAGCGAGACUGUGUGUUGUCUCUCAUUUACUGUGUGCAAAAAAUGAUAAGUCUUAAAAUAAUAUACCUUUUGUUUGUUUUAUUUUUAUUUCUGCGUUCACAAUUGUCAAAAUAUUUACAAUGUUUGCAAUAUACAAAAUAAGCAGUAAUGUAUAUAAUAUAAUCAUAAUUAGAACAAAAAAUUGUGUGAGCAUUUACUUCUUAUUUUGAUAAAAAUAAAAAAGCAACAUUAACAAAUUAACUCAGGAGACCGCCAUCGUGGGCGGUUAAGCUUGAAAUUGAUGGUGGCCUCAUAAAGCGGGUUCGUGACUAAGAUUGAUAUUUACUGAUCAAGUGGGUGCAAUGCAGGUGUAGGUGCGGGUGCUGUAGAUAGCAUUAGAAUAUUAUUUAUCAGAAAAAACGUUAAGUGGCUAAUAACAUGAAUAAGGAUUAAUUUGAAGCAUGGGAUGAAUAAGAUUGAAUGAUAUUUCUUUUACGAGUUGCUUUUAAGGAGUAUAAAGUGGAACAAGAUUUAAUAUUGUCUGCAAGAUUAUUCCAAAAGGUCUGGACCAUGAUGUCGAAUUGAUUUAGAGGUAACUAACAGUCUGUGUUUCGUGACAUGAAAGUUUCCAGAUGUACGAGUCGGGUAGGUAUGGACAGAACUAUUGAAUUUAAACAUGUCGUCAAAUGACGAAGGGAGUAGAUAUAUUAGUAAUAUAGAAGAGAAAAAAAUCAGCAUGUGAUUCAAUUAGUGGUGAGAAACUAAAUGUUUUAGGGUAAAUGUGCUUGUUUUGCCACUUGGUAACAUAAUGAUUAAUUAAAUACUUAAUAACAUAAUUAUUAUUUUUAUACAAGGCUACACUGCUAAGAAUGUUGCAUGAUGGGUAACGAACCUGCCCAAAUACGAGUAGUGUAGGAAUUGAGGUGUGGCUAUUACGGCUUCUGGCUGUCAUGGCAAUACGCCCUUUGAAGGAAAUUCCAGUGAAAGUUAUUUGAUACCAUUAUUUACCCACAAAAAUAAAAGUUUUGGUUAUCAGUAUCCCCCAAGACUGACCAAUAAAUCGAUAUUGAAAGAUAUAGUUAAAGCAGAUGCGGUAGUACACAGUGCUUAGAAACUAUGUACAUGUUGCAGCUUAUUGAUAUUAUUAAACGGAUAAAUCUAUUCAGUCGAAUUUUGACAAAUGAUUAACAACUGUUUAAUGAAGAUCCCAGUUUGAUAGAUUCACAGUAAAGAAUGCACAUGUCUUUAUGUUCAAAAGUUUGUUUGUAUAUGGUUUGAACUCUGAUUGAUUCUAUAAAUCUUCUCGAAAAAUCUUGAAAUCCAUCUAAACCCAAACCGGCGAUGAGUGAUAACCCACUUAGUCAUGUAAUACUUUGAUGUGUGACUUUGUUAUCUCUGGCAUGAUUGUCAAUAAAGUGAAUGAUUUUAAUCA
Lytechinus pictus (painted urchin) is the source of this 5333-nucleotide messenger RNA. Its product is annotated as mucin-2-like. The transcript has 16 exons. Bases 120 to 1718 code for a protein of 532 amino acids. Lineage: Eukaryota; Metazoa; Echinodermata; Echinoidea; Temnopleuroida; Toxopneustidae. The record is from RefSeq and is a predicted model, not a curated record.